This is a messenger RNA of Aspergillus fijiensis CBS 313.89, 1182 nucleotides long. Its product is annotated as ankyrin repeat domain-containing protein. Bases 142 to 1182 code for a protein of 346 amino acids. Lineage: Eukaryota; Fungi; Ascomycota; Eurotiomycetes; Eurotiales; Aspergillaceae. Gene Ontology annotation, molecular function: protein binding. Gene Ontology annotation, biological process: protein localization to ciliary inversin compartment. The transcript is spliced from 4 exons. The record is from RefSeq and is a predicted model, not a curated record. Gene Ontology annotation, cellular component: ciliary inversin compartment.
UUUAAAGAAGCUAGUUGCAACUUGGAAUCCACCCCAUUGCCCCUAACUAUCAUUGACUAUGCUAGCCCACCAACUAUCAAUCCUUCUUCCAGUCUACUGUCAGCACCACCUAGCAAGUCAACCCCACUCACACCAUACUUCAUGACCUCCUUCAGCCGCCUACCAGACGAGCUCCUUCUGCUCGUGGCCCAGCAGUUGGCCACUCAACCAGACAUCUACCAUCUAGCCCAAGUCAACGCGCGCUGCUACCGAGCACUACAUAGCCAUCUCUGCGCCCAUAACGUCCAGCACCACGGAAGCACGGCCUUACUCUGGGCCGCGCAGAAGGGAAACCUCUCACGUAUAGCCAAGCUACUAGCCGCCGGCGCCAGCAUCGUCACCUGGUCACGCCAGGAAGAGAUCUGGGAGGACAGCGUCGGCCAGCAAUGGAUCUUCUUCCCGCCCGAGAAUCCCCUAUUAGAAGCAGCGCAGGGAAGCCACACCGCGGCUCUCCAGCUCAUGCUCGAAGAGAACCGGCCGAACCAAGCCGCCAGCCUAGAUCAACUGCGGACGCUCCUCCACUGGGCCCUCCGAGCCCACGACGGCCCGCUGGUUGAUCUACUGGUGGGCCAGCGGCGUGCCCCGUUCGAUUCGCGCACCUACAGGGACUGGCCGUCUCCGACGACACCAGACACGUGGCCUUCAGCGCUCAACGUGGCCCUCGAGGCCGAGUAUUACACCAUUGUGCCCCGCCUGGUUCUGCUGGAUUAUGGCCUGGAUCUCCGGCUCUAUGGUAAAGGCGCCCUUUGCGUGGCGAUUUGGGCCGGUCACUAUGAUAUAGUGAAGAUGCUGCUUGACCACGGUGCUUCUACGAGGCUGGGGUGUAUCUGGGAGAGCACGGAUCGCAGCCCCCAGAUGGAUGGGUAUACCCCGCGGGGCUCACGCGGACUGACAGACUUCGAUAUGGCAAGGGAGCAGGGGUUCGAGGAGGCGGCAGACCUGCUUUUAGAGUUCGAGAAAUCUGACCCGGAACCUUUGAUUACUGUUUCUGAGGAGGCCGGGGGCCUGCUAUUCGGAACUCCAAUCGAGUUACUGGACCCAGAUCUUGUUGUACCCGGUCGUGUUGAACUUCUUGUUUUGGAUGUGCCGGAUGGCGUGACUGAUGCUUCCCAGAUCUGGGAGGGGAUGUCCAGCAUUACGUGA